UGCUUUGAGUAGAACGAGUGUGAAUUUCACACACCACUCGAGUUUAUAUUUGAGAGCAACAGGAAGAGAUGGCUUGAGUAGGAGAGUUUCUUCUGGACACUGAAGGACGGAUGGAGACACGGAAUAACUGACGGACUGAAUGAAACCAAAACGGUUGUGUUCUCUCAAUGUGUUUGAGGGCUUAAGAGGGAAAAGAAGGAGAAGUUAAUUCAAGCACUCUGGUAGGUCAUCAUGCUUGGUGAGGCAUUCCUCCAUGUCCUGAACUACACUGAGGAAACCCUCGAACACAUCGGCCUCUCCAAGCCCGACAUGUUGUCUCGAGCAAUCUCGCGCUCUGUUCCUCCAUCAGAAGCUGCAGCGACUCACCCGAGCUCCAGAUCGGCUCGGACGCCUCGUCCACUGCGAGCCAAUCAGCCUGAAGGUCCUGAAAAACCUGGGCCUCGCCUGACCUCACUGCCCAGUACGGCUGUCCCGAUCCCCAGCAGCAGCGUGGAGGAUCACUGGGGUCUCAAGGCAAUGCACUGCCCAAGCAUUUACAAAGCUUACCCAGACCUGCAGCUAGCAGGCGACACUGUGGGUCCCCUGAACCCGACUCCACAAUCCCACAGUCCUCUGCUGAACUCGGAGGAUCUCGCCUCCCUGGAGGCCUCAAUGGAGUGCAGGGAGCUGGUGGAGGACCACGGCGAGAGAGGCGAGGCCUACCUGGUCAUGGACAGCAUGAGAAGCCUCGGGAAAGAGCAGAGGCUCACCAACUCCAUGCUGAACGGCUUUCUGGAGACUCAGCUGAUGGAGGUCUAUCGGCAGCACAUGCAGGACAGCCUGGCUCGCUGUGGCUUGACUUCGCUCAGCACUAACGUGGUGCCAGGAAUCUGCAGCCAUCUGAGUGUUCCUGACAGGAACACGAGCGCUCAGGGGAACGAGCUGCGCUCCAGCCAAAGCAGCAUCAGAUACUUGAGCACCUGCUCGGCUCCGCCCACUUCACACUUUAGCACACCUGUGCUGCGCAUUUCAUACCAACCAGAACCUGAGUCCUGAUUAUCUUUUCAUUCUUUAUUAUUUAUUAAAACACAAAGGAUUUGAUUCCAUGUUAGUGACAAGAGAGUCUCAAAUUUCAAACUUUUAGAAUUAGUAUUAGGCUUUGAUUAUAUAACACUUAAUAAUUAUAUAAAUAAAUCUUUUUUACAUUUUAACAAAUAAAAUAAAUCAUAUAAUAUUGUAAAUGUAAAGGAAAAUAGAACAAGUGUAAGUAAACUCUUUUCAUCUUUCCACAUUUUCCAGAGCAAUUACUUCCUUUUUUAUUUAGAUUUCAUUACUCACUAUGUAUUGCUGAUUGCUGAAUACUUUGAUUUGAUUAAAUGACACUUUUACAUGAGCUGUCUCAGCCGCACCUCAACAAAUCAACCACUUCUAGUUAAGCAGUUAGGGGUCCUAAAGUGCCUACUGGUGCUGCUGAUUAUCAGUGCUAAACAUUCUUUUCUUUCAUUUUUUAGCUUUGGAAACACAAACGUACAGUAGAUCUGAAAGCAAGAUGCAAAAAAAACAAGAUCUUUUACAUCAACUGAAGCGUAAACGUCUCAUUGUGGUGCUGUAAUGAAGUUUUUCUGCCACCUCGUGGUCAUAAUCGGAACUGCGAUUUAAUUGUGUUAUGUCAUACUGCCAAUGUCAUACGGCGCUUCCUUUCUAACACACACACACACACACACACACACACUGCCUAGUUGUGUGACAUUACCAUGUGCAUAAAUGUGUAAAUAUGCACCCUGAUGAUUUAUGACCUGACUGCCAUCUUAGAGACACCAUUAAACAGGAACCAGAGGCUUUUGGGGCAAAG
Hemibagrus wyckioides is the source of this 1831-nucleotide messenger RNA. RefSeq lists its product as uncharacterized. The transcript has 3 exons. The record is from RefSeq and is a predicted model, not a curated record. NCBI's taxonomy places the organism in Eukaryota, Metazoa, Chordata, Actinopteri, Siluriformes, Bagridae. The coding region runs from base 232 to 1035 and encodes 267 amino acids. Gene Ontology annotation, biological process: regulation of toll-like receptor signaling pathway.